GCCAUCGCCACUCCUUUUCUUCUUCACUUGUGAGGCGACUUGUGAACGAAAGGCGCCCCACGCCAUGGACCGCCACCCCAACCGGCGGCCAAGUGCCGCGCGAUGAACGCCUCAGUGGAUGGACCUGUGGAGGUGCCAGUGACGCCCGUCGUCCCAUCCAUACCCGUCCUGUGGGCGCCCUUCCUGGCGACGAUCUGCUUGGCUGCGGCGAUGGACGUGUGCUACGUCAGCCGGGGCAGCCGGGAGAACUGUCAUUUGCCAUCAUAUGCGAGGCAGAUUGUGUGGUGGGUCCUGGUGGGAAUCCUUUUCGGUGGCUGGGUCGUCCUCCUGCUGGGUUGGUCCGCGGGCGCCAGCUGGAGCUAUGGCUAUUUCCUGGAGUACAUGCUGUCAGUGGACAACUUGUUUGUCUUUCAGCUGGUCUUCAAGUCCUAUGCCACCCCAGAGUCUCACGUGGAGCGCGCGCUCUUCUGGGGCAUCGCUGCGGCCAUCUUGCUCCGCCUGGGCUUCUUCGGGGUGGGCACGUCGCUUCUGGCCAUGGGCUUCGUCUCGAGGUUGGUCUUCGGCGUGCUACUCAUCUACUCGGGCAUCAAGGCCUUUUGGGACGAGGACAAAGAAGAGGAUCCGCGGAAGAACCUGCUGGUGCGUUGUGUGGCACGUCACCUGCCGCUCCACGACCGCUACACCGAGGAGCCUAUCUUCUUCCUCCACGUGGAGGAGUUGCCGCCUGCUGUGGAGCUGGCUCCCGUGGCCGUUCCCACCGGCGCUGCUGCGGGGCUUGGCCCAGCGCCGAAGGUGCUUGGGAUGAGAAAGACCGAAGAAUUGGAGCUGCACGGGAUGAUGGACGUCGAAGACGCCUCGGCCCAGGCUUCAAAGCUUAAAAGACUGAAAGUGACACCGCUCUUCUUGGUCGUGCUCACCUUGGCGGUGAUCGACGUGAUCUUUGCCGUCGACAGCGUCACUGCCAAGGUCUCGUCGGUCCACAGCUUCGACCCUUCAGUGAGUUUCUUCCUGAACCUCUCCUCAUCGGCGUUUGCCAUGUUUGUCCUGCGCAGCUUAUAUUUGGUCGUGGACCUGCUGACGCAAUCCUUUCGCUUCCUCAAGUAUGGUGUUGGAGUCGUUCUGGUCUUCAUCGGCUUGAAACUGAUCCUCUCUCAUUGGGUUGAGGUCAGCAUGUCGCUCUCCUCGCUGCUGAUAGUAAGCUUUUUGAUCUGCUCGAUUGUGGUUUCAUAUUUGCCCUGCUGCAAAGAUGGUGGGGAGAAGGAGGACACUUCUGCCAGAGAUGUCCAGCUUGAUGAUAUUGACGACGAUGUCUUUGUCAUUGGUGAAACCGAGACGCCUGGUGGCAUUUGAACCGCCAUGGCAGCUGCGAACAAACGAAAAGACCUGCGCUGACGGAGUAGCCUUGGACAGAGGUGGCAGAAGGCUUUUGGCCACUGCGCUGGGUAGAUGCGAAAAGAUGGCGGCGCUGGGUAGAUGAGUGACUGGGGGCCUGAGUACGCCUAAAUAGUCGUGGAGCUUCAUACCGCUUCGUUCCU
Molecule: messenger RNA, 1535 nt
Organism: Durusdinium trenchii
Lineage: Eukaryota; Dinophyceae; Suessiales; Symbiodiniaceae
Source: the annotation of a GenBank genome assembly